AUGUGUCCUUCAAUUUACCGACAUAUAACUACUCCAAUUUUCUAUCCUAAUGCAUCUCCACAUUUAGGUCACUUAUAUUCUUCAUUAUUGGCCGAUGUUCAACAUAGAUGGAACCAACUACAACUAUAUAACAGUAAAUUCACAACAGGUACAGACGAACAUGGUUUGAAGAUACAGCAAGCAGCCAUCAGGAAUGGAUAUGCUGAUCCUUUGAAAUUCGUAGAUACAUUAACACCAAAAUUUAAAAGUUUAGAUGCUCAAUACGAUAUCAAUUAUACGAAUUUUAUCAGGACCACAGAUAUCAAACAUAUUAAAAAUGUUAAAAAAUUGUGGGAGAAAUGUUUCCAAAACGGCCACAUCUAUAAAGAUAUUCAUCAAGGUUGGUAUUCUGUCUCAGAUGAGACUUUUUAUCCUGAAUCCAAAAUUAUCAAGCUGGAGAAUGAUGAUAAGGAGGUUAAAUAUGUUAACACCGAGACAAAUAAUGAAGUAACGUAUCAUAAGGAGACAAACUAUUUCUUUAAAUUAUCUGAUUUUCAAAAUCAGUUGAUUGACUUACAUUCAAGAAAGGGUCUCAAUGCGUGGAUUUUCCCUGAAUCAAAAAGACUGUCUUUAUUGAAUGAGUUGAAAUCCACAAACUUAUCAGAUUUAUCUAUCUCUAGACCAUCAGAAAGGUUGUCUUGGGCUAUCUCAGUGCCGAAUGAUUCUACACAGAGUAUCUAUGUUUGGUUUGAUGCAUUAACCAACUAUAUUUCCUCUUUAGGACCACUGGAGAAUCUAUAUAACAGUGACAAUAACAACAAUACUAUGCUAAAAUAUUGGUCCCAAACUACACACAUUAUUGGCAAAGAUAUUAUGAAAUUCCAUUGUUGGUAUUGGCCAAGCUUUCUUCUUUCUGCUGGACUACCAUUACCAAAACGAGUUAUCAUUCAUGAUCAUUGGCUCUCACAAGGUGUCAAAAUGUCCAAAUCUUUAGGUAACGUCAUUGACCCAAUGGAAUUACCAUUACAAUAUGGUAAAGAUAUCAUUCGUUGGUCAAUCUUGGAAAAUUCACAAUUAAAUCAUGAUAAUAAUUUUAAAAAUGAAGAUCUAUCAAAGUGUAGAAACAUAUUUAUCUCUAAAUGGGGUAACCUAAUUAAUAGAUGUUGUAAUGCAAAAUCGAAAUUUGAUCUAUCAAGAGCAGUCAAUAAAACGUAUGGCAAUAUUUCAAGUAAAGAUGAUUUUCUUAAUAUAUGGCAAGAACAAUCCUUAUCUCUUGUUGAAAAUGAACAAGUGGAUUCUAUUUUCAAUCAAUUAGAAUCAUUCCAACAAACCUACUCCGUAAAGAUGGAAACAUUCCAAUACAAUCAUAUUAUAAAGGAUAUUUGGAAACUUAUUGAUCAACUUAAUUUAUUUAUUCAAACUACAAAACCAUGGAACAAGACAAAUACAAAUCAAAGAAGACAAGAUGCAAUAAUAUUUUUAACUAUGGAUAUUUCUAGGAUCUUAUCAAUUUUAACACAACCAAUAAUACCACAAUUAUCAAAUAAAUUUUUAGACAGGAUUGAUGUUUGUCCAGAAAGAAGGUCUUUUAGGGAUGCGAAAUUUGGUACUGAUCAUACAUAUGGCGCUAAUGCUAAUGAUCCAUCUAAGAAUGUACCAAUUGAAAGGAAAGUAGCAUCAUACGAGUAUUAA
Arxiozyma heterogenica is the source of this 1671-nucleotide messenger RNA. It is a transcript of the gene MSM1, whose product is annotated as methionine--tRNA ligase MSM1. Gene Ontology annotation, biological process: methionyl-tRNA aminoacylation. NCBI's taxonomy places the organism in Eukaryota, Fungi, Ascomycota, Saccharomycetes, Saccharomycetales, Saccharomycetaceae. Gene Ontology annotation, molecular function: ATP binding; methionine-tRNA ligase activity. The record is from RefSeq and is a predicted model, not a curated record. The coding region runs from base 1 to 1671 and encodes 556 amino acids. The transcript has a single exon.